Molecule: messenger RNA, 1479 nt
Organism: Penicillium longicatenatum
Lineage: Eukaryota; Fungi; Ascomycota; Eurotiomycetes; Eurotiales; Aspergillaceae
Gene: trpE
Product: anthranilate synthase TRP2
Exons: 5
Coding region: 1-1479 (492 amino acids)
Biological process (GO): L-tryptophan biosynthetic process
Source: RefSeq, a predicted model, not a curated record
AUGGCGCCUUUGAUUACUCCAGUCCCGUCGUUCGAGACGGCGCGAGAGGUCAUCUCGCAGUCGAGAAAUUCCAAAUUCGCCCCAAACUUGCUGCCAGUCACUGCUUCGAUCCCUGCCGAUCUCUUGACCCCUACAUUGGCCUACCUUAAGCUUGCUGAGAAUUCUCGUUUGUCAUUUUUGUACGAGAGCGCCGCGACCACGGAGACUAUCGGACGAUACAGUUUUGUUGGCGCAGACCCCCGAAAAGUUAUCAAGACCGGUCCAGGCCAUGGUCCGGAGGCUGAUCCUCUGCCCUACCUGGAAGAGGAGCUGUCCCAGUUCCGCGUUGCCACUGUUCCAGGCUUGCCGAAGACUGCCCGGCCCAUGAAGGAUGUGCUGGGCGUUCCGGAAUCAUUCUUCAUGCUCUACGACACUAUUGUUGCUUUUGAUCAUUUCUUCCAGGUCGUCAAGGUCAUCACCUAUGUCCCGAUCCCCGAAUCGGAUGCCGACAUCGAGGCCGAAUACCGCAAGGGAGAGCAGAUCAUCCAGAAAACCAUUGACACUUUGCUGCAAGACCGCACACCAAUGCCGCCGCAAGGCCCUAUCAUUCAGAACCAAGAGUACACCUCCAACAUCGGUCAGGAGGGCUACGAGAACCACGUGAAGGUCCUGAAGGAGCACAUUGGCAAGGGCGAUAUCUUCCAGACCGUGCCCUCACAACGGCUGUCUCGGCCAACAUCUCUCCACCCCUACAACCUUUUCCGCCACCUCCGCACUGUCAACCCCUCUCCCUACCUGUUCUACAUCGACUGUCAAGACUUCCAGCUCGUAGGAGCCAGCCCCGAGCUCCUCGUCAAGGAAGAGCGCGGCCGGAUCAUCACCCACCCAAUCGCGGGUACCGUGAAGCGCGGCAAGACUCUCGAAGAAGACACCGCGCUAGCCGACGAGCUGCGCAGCAGUUUGAAAGACCGAGCUGAGCACGUCAUGCUGGUGGAUCUAGCCCGUAACGACGUGAACCGUGUAUGCGACCCGAUGACCACCCAAGUAGACCGCAUGAUGGUCGUCGAGAAAUUCUCCCACGUCCAGCACCUCGUCUCGCAGGUCUCCGGCGUCCUACGUCCCGGCAAGACCCGUUUCGACGCUUUCCGCUCAAUCUUCCCCGCUGGUACCGUCUCCGGUGCGCCCAAGGUGCGCGCCAUGCAGCUGAUCGCUGAGCUCGAGCGCGAGAAGCGUGGCGUCUACGCCGGUGCCGUUGGAUACUUCGGUUACAACAUUGCCAACAGCGACGGAUCCAAAGAGGACCCCGGUGCUAUGGACACCUGUAUUGCGCUUCGCACUAUGAUGGUCAAGGAUGGUGUUGCCUACCUGCAGGCUGGUGGUGGUAUCGUCUUCGACUCUGACCCGUACGACGAGUAUAUCGAGACCAUCAACAAGCUCGGUGCGAACAUUGCUUGUAUUCGUGGCGCGGAGGCGAAGUAUCUCAGCAUGGAGAAGAACUAG